Molecule: messenger RNA, 2339 nt
Organism: Stegastes partitus (bicolor damselfish)
Lineage: Eukaryota; Metazoa; Chordata; Actinopteri; Pomacentridae
Gene: foxd2
Product: forkhead box D2
Exons: 1
Coding region: 422-1525 (367 amino acids)
Biological process (GO): cell differentiation; regulation of transcription by RNA polymerase II; anatomical structure morphogenesis
Molecular function (GO): DNA-binding transcription factor activity, RNA polymerase II-specific; RNA polymerase II cis-regulatory region sequence-specific DNA binding
Source: RefSeq, a predicted model, not a curated record
AUUUUGGAAAGACGUUUGGAUAUCCACAAGUAGCCUUUAAACGAUCUGCUGCAUAAAGAGGAAACGGACGCUUCUGAAGAAAACACGAGUUCAUUCGCUGCAGCAUUCUUCAUCCCUCACUGUCUUUUCUUUUCUUUUUCUUUUUUUGACGCCUGAAAAUCUGAAGUUUUGUCGAUGAGCUCCGCGCACGGCCCUGCUUGACCAGCCACGGACGCCAAGGAGCCGCCGAAUCCACAGGUCAAAGAAUUCUUAGUCUUUUCAAUAGCUUCUAGCCAUGUGUGCAUUCAGUAGUUGGAGAUAAAGCUGCAGCGAACGCCUGGUGUGGUUGUGAGAGGGGGAGAGGGAGGGUGUGUGCGCGCUCACCGGACCAGAGAAGGAGGAAAUCUGGGAGAGAGGGGGACGAGAGGCGGCGUGUCCAAGGAUGACUUUAGGGACGGAUAUGUCCGACAGCUCUGCAUUGUCCGAAGAUGUGGACAUCGAUGUGGUCGGUGGCGACAUAUCCGUCGGAAAGGACGGAAAGUACAUUCACCACGAGUUCAACUUGGACAAUGACUCGGACGAUAAUUACUCCCAGAACGCGGCCGAGAGGGCUUCCUCUCCGGGGCUCAGCAGCUCCGACUGUCCGUCAGACCAGCUGGGCUCCGGCGCAGAGGCCGGCACCGUGAUCGGCGACAAACCCAGAAAAAGUGCACUUGUGAAACCCCCUUACUCCUACAUCGCUCUGAUCACCAUGGCCAUCCUGCAGAGCCCCAAGAAGCGCCUCACGCUCAGCGAGAUCUGCGAGUUCAUCAGCAAUAGGUUCCCCUACUACCGGGAGAAAUUCCCCGCGUGGCAGAACUCGAUCCGGCACAACCUUUCCCUAAAUGACUGCUUUGUGAAAAUCCCACGGGAGCCCGGCAACCCCGGGAAGGGCAACUACUGGACCCUCGACCCGGACUCGGCAGACAUGUUCGACAACGGGAGCUUCUUGCGCAGGAGGAAGCGCUUCAAGAGGCACCAGAGCAACGAAAUCCUCAGGGACUCCGGCGGCUUCCUGCCCGGGUUCGGAUACGGCCCGUACGGAUACAACUAUGGACUCCAGCUGCAGAACUUCCACGCAGCCCACAACCCUUACCACCCACACCCCACAGGUGGCUCGUUCCCGUUCCCUAACGCCCCCUGCACCUUGCCCCCGUCGGCCUCCAUAUUCCCCGCGCCACAUCACCUGCCCUCCCUUUUAGGGGCCGACUUGAGAAAGCCUUUUUAUCCUCAGCUGAGCCCGUCUCUGCCGCCUCUCAAGACGGACUCCAGCACCCCGAGCCGGCCUUCCUUCUCCAUUGACAAUAUCAUCGGCGCGGCCAACUCCAGCGGCUCUUCCUACAGCGCGCAGCCGGGCAGCCAGGCGCAGAUCCUGGCCAUGCUGAGCCCGGCGCUGGCCUCCGCCUCCAGCCACUUGAACUUAACACAGGACAGCAUCCUACAGCCUGGGCCGCAGAGCCAGACUUUUUCCAGCAAAACCUCGAACAUGAACACUUGUCCUUUUUAAGAAAAGACAGCGAGAAAAAGGAAAAAUAAAAGAAAAAUAAAAAAACGUGCGAAGUGGCCGCUGACGGUAAACAGCCUGGUGAAGGUAGGCUGAACAUCCGGCUGCUCAGGCUGUCUGAGGCUCUCCCGGGUUCCUAACAAUGUCAGAGGAGAGAUGAGUUUAUUUAUGGCUUGUAUAUAAGUGUGUGUAUAAUAUUGAGAGAGAAGGAUGUUUUAGAGGAGGCGGCCUGCUCCCGGCUGCGGCCUUCAUCUGUCAGAACCACCACCAGGAUUCUGGUGUUUUAACUUAAAGUCGUUACCAACGGCUACGGGGAGUGUUUCCCAUAUUUUUCUUUUUUUAAAUACAGCUGAGAGUUUUAUGAUGAUCGAUGUUGUUUUUAUUUGUGCGUGGUGAGAAUGUGGCUGUUGUUGUGGACGUAGGCUGACAAGAGACGGCAAACUCAGGUUUAACUUAGAAAGCACACGGAGACAGACGGACGGGCUUCUGACAUUAAAAAUAAUAAUUAAAAAAAAAACAUUUUCCUACUUUCACUCCCCCUAAAAGCUUCUCUACAUGGUGAACUUGUGACAGAAAAAACAAAGAAAAAAAAAAGUCCUUCAUGUUUUGCCCGUGGACACGUAGGCUGUGUGAUUGUGGGUCUGCAGAGCGCCAUACCUGUCCUCAACCUUUACCUGUUCCUCCUACUCACCAUUUAAUCUGUGAAGCAUACAGUAUGUCAUGUGUUGCCAAUAGACAAACACCUAAAUGUUCAUAGGUCAUUUUUUGUUGUAAUGACGAGAAUAAUAAAUGUUUGUGAAUUUAAAGGGGAAAAAAA